Messenger RNA from Aspergillus tanneri, 792 nucleotides. RefSeq lists its product as uncharacterized. The coding region runs from base 1 to 792 and encodes 263 amino acids. The record is from RefSeq and is a predicted model, not a curated record. NCBI's taxonomy places the organism in Eukaryota, Fungi, Ascomycota, Eurotiomycetes, Eurotiales, Aspergillaceae. The transcript has 2 exons.
AUGCCACCCACGAACAUUCCUCGAUUUCUUCUCCCACGGGGUGCCCCUUCCACGCGGACCCUACUGGCCCUCAGCCGACAAACCAACCGCAGCACCCCGUCGUCUCCGCGAUGCGCUUCAUCAUCCUCGCACGCCGACAACGGUAAGCAUCGUGUUCUGGAGAAACCAGACAAGUUCCGACCGCCAUCACAUCCGGCACGACGGGUGGUGCAGACUCGCAAUGGCAAGGUCAUCAAUUCGGCCCCGAUCAAUUAUCCCGGUCCCCGGCUGUCCGAAAAGGAGAAAGAGGAGCAGAAGAAUCGACAGUACCCGAAUAUGUUUCCGCCAGAGGGUACAUUCAUGUUUAAAUUUUUGACAAGUCGGUGGAUUCAUAUUUGGAUUGCUAUGAGUGUGUUAACGACCUUGGCAACGUUCACAUUCACGACGAAUUUCAAACGCACGUCCCCAUUUGCUCAUCUACUUCCCUCGUGGUCUGGUCUUGUAUCACAUCCGAUCGAUACCAUCUCCCAGGCUAUGACUGUGUUCCGGAUGCAUGUGGAACAUAAUUCCUUAGAGACGCGACAGAAGCGCCAACGACGUGUCGAGGACGCUGAGAAGAGACGUCAGUACCGCGUUGCUCAUGGAUUGGAGGAGCAGUCCGAGGAGGACAAGAAGACCUCGGUUGAUAUCGAGGUGGUUGAUGAUCAGUCGCCCGUGGCUGUUGAGCACCAGGACAAGGCCGAUGGCGACGGGUAUUUUCUUGAUUGGGAGGGGAAGAAGAGGCCGGUCAAAAAAUGGUUGGGUAUCUGGUGA